Messenger RNA from Patiria miniata (bat star), 531 nucleotides. RefSeq names its product C-X-C chemokine receptor type 2-like. Lineage: Eukaryota; Metazoa; Echinodermata; Asteroidea; Valvatida; Asterinidae. Bases 1 to 531 code for a protein of 176 amino acids. The transcript is spliced from 2 exons. Gene Ontology annotation, molecular function: G protein-coupled receptor activity. The record is from RefSeq and is a predicted model, not a curated record. Gene Ontology annotation, biological process: G protein-coupled receptor signaling pathway. Gene Ontology annotation, cellular component: membrane.
AUGAAUUCAACAGGAACUAAUGAAGACCUGUCUACAUUCAAUGCAUCCACGACCCCAGUGACUCAGGACAGAAUUGAGUACAACUUCAUCCGAUGCAUCCUGCUCAUCAUAACGACCACUCUACUUCUGACCCUCAACCCGCUGUGUCUUGUAGUCCUGAGGCAUGUCCGCAGCAUCCAGGAAACAACUAAGAUAUUCCUCAGAUCCAUGACAGUUGCCGAUCUUGGCAUAGGACUCUUCCGAGCUCUACCGAUGACUGUCCUUGCAAUUUCCGAGACUGAGCACAUCGGCGAGGCAUUCUGCAAAGUACUGUCGUUUGCUGAGGGCAUCCUAUUCUACAGUCCUCAGAUGUCACUCUUGAUGCUGACAGUGGACCGCUACAUUUCAGUGGUGCAUGCGCUGCGCUACCCAUCUCUUUUUGUAGAUGUACAAAGUCGUAUGAACUGCACCGAUGUUAUGCUGGCAUGUAUAGCUGAUGUGUUGUACGUUGCUGAUGUGUUGUACGUUGCUCAUGCUGGCUUGCAUGGUUGA